CGGCAACUGCGCAGCCGUGACAUCCUCGAACAAGUUACAUACAAUGAAGCUACAAAUAUGCCUGAUGCGCACCUCGGCGUUGAAGCCGAAUCAUACAUGAUGGAUGUGCCUCAUGUGGCACCAUGGGUGCAACCCAACAAUGACUCUGAUUUACUAUUUAAUCCUGGCAAAAUGAAUCAACCCAUAUUUGAUGUCGAUAUUGGCGUUGUCGAUCCAUUGAGUCAGACAUGUUGCCCUAAUUUAACGCCUGAACUGCCGUCAGUCUGGGACGACAGUCUGAUGGGCUUCGAUGGUUCAGGAAACUGGUAUAACGCUGAGUAUUCUGAGAUGACAUCGCCUUCAUCGCAAGCAGAGAGUAUCGAUCUAACAGAUGCGUCUCUCUCCCCUACCCUCGGCCCAACCACCCCGGGGUUGGCUGGGCCUUGUCGGGAAUUGUGUGAGAACAGAGACUUUUCUGGUAGUGAUUGGACCGCCCAUAUUACAACAAACAACGAAUUUGAAAAUAAAUUAACAGAAUACAUUAACUGCUUAACGGCUAAUAACAUGUCGAUAGAUGACUUGUUAGCCGUCUUGAAGAACAACUUAGUAACGGAAACCUUGACCAACGAUAUAUCAUACGACCAAGGAAUAAAUAACAUAACAAGCGCUUUUACUAUAAAUCAGCAUAGGUCAAACGAUACAACACUGGGUAAUUACAUGGCAAAAUAUCCUCAAGACAUGGGCUGGGGCAGCAUCAUGCCUGUCGACCCGGAAAUGAGAACCGAGCCAGCACCUUUCAACGCUGAUGAUGACAAUUUUGAUGAUGAAGUGGAAAAUUCCUCUACCAUCAGCUUCAACGACCCUUCAUCAGACGUGAAUCCCUUUGGGGAACAUCGGCCUGGCUAUAGAUGGUGUUGCGACGAAUGGAAGAAGCACGACGGCAAUUUCAAAAAGCACCUGAAUACGCAUUACAAACAGGUUCCAUGCGAGGCAGGCUGCUCCGAACGGUUUGCAGACAACAAGGCGCGAAAUAGGCACUACUGGGUAUCUCACAAGAAGUAUGCAAAGAAGAAAAAAAUCCCAAACGAGAAAUGUUUCUGCGAGCCCUGUGACAAAUCAUUUAGCAGACGGGACAAUUUCCGCAGGCACGUUGGCAAACAUCAUUCCAAAGAGUCUGAAGUAGAGACAGAGAAGUGGGUGAUUGACGACAACCAUGAGAUUGUUAAAGGCGAGAGUGAUGAAUAUGCAGAGGUGUGUUGCCUCAAGGAUACAGAAUAGAUAGCACGAAGUACCGAUAAUAUUAUUUUUCUUUUUAUUUCACUUUACUUUGAACAUAGACGGCUUCGAUGAAGGCAGUUGAGAGCAUGAAUUCAAGAUCGCGCUAGAUGCAUGAUACUCAUAAAGCAAUACUUAUGCACCAAUACGGAUUUUCCCUUUAUCCACCACCACCACCAGCCAAUGCAUCUUCGGCAGUAGCUCGUGAACGACAAGCUCAUUCAGCACGUCCACUUUCAUUAAUCUAGCUUCAUUCUCCAUGAAGCAAACACGUGAAUUCACUUUCCUAUUCCUAACGAUGAUUUGAUUCUCUAUUUUCAACAUAACGGGGCCAACCUACCGAUCGCAGCUUCUCCCAUCAUUGAAUCUCAUGCCGCCAUGGCCGUCCUGACAUUCACCCUCAGUGAAGAGGGUGUCACGGCGUUUCGAGAUGCCCUCAACUGCCUGAGCAAAUUCAGCGAGGAUGUAUCCAUCGAAGCGCGAAAAGAUUCUGUA
Trichoderma harzianum CBS 226.95 is the source of this 1749-nucleotide messenger RNA. RefSeq lists its product as hypothetical. The record is from RefSeq and is a predicted model, not a curated record. Bases 58 to 1257 code for a protein of 399 amino acids. Lineage: Eukaryota; Fungi; Ascomycota; Sordariomycetes; Hypocreales; Hypocreaceae. The transcript is spliced from 4 exons.